Molecule: messenger RNA, 2935 nt
Organism: Lactuca virosa
Lineage: Eukaryota; Viridiplantae; Streptophyta; Magnoliopsida; Asterales; Asteraceae
Source: the annotation of a GenBank genome assembly
AUGGCGGGGGCUCUGGUUCAAUCUACCAGCUUUCCUUCAACGGUUGCUGGAGAUCGUAAGGUCCGUUCGAAGAGAUCUGGGAAUACAAAAGGAGAAAUCAAGAUGAUGUAUAGUGUACAAACUCCUCACAUGAGUGUAAGGUCUUUCUCUGGGUUGAGAGGAACCAAUGCUUUAGACAACUUGGUAAAAAGGGGUCAUGAUUUCCAUUCAAAGGUUGCAGCUGCCACCUCUGUUCGGAAAGCAAAGCCUUCUCGAAUUGUGCCAAAAGCCAUGUUUGAGCGCUUCACUGAGAAAGCUAUCAAAGUUAUUAUGCUUGCACAAGAGGAGGCUAGACGACUUGGACACAACUUUGUGGGAACUGAGCAGAUCUUAUUAGGUCUUAUUGGUGAGGGCACUGGCAUUGCAGCAAAGGUAAAUCCCAUUUACACCUCGUGCAAAGCGUGUUUUGGAGCUUUCAUUGGAGGAGGCGCGUCAACUUGGCAUAAUUAUAUUGGAUCCGAGCACUUGCUUCUUGGUUUGCUUCGUGAGGGUGAAGGAGUAGCAGCUCGUGUUCUUGAGAAUUUAGGUGCAGACCCGAAUAACAUUCGCACACAGGUUAUCAGAAUGGUUGGUGAGAGUGCAGAAGCUGUGGGUGCUGGAGUCGGUGGUGGGAGCUCCAACAACAAGAUGCCGACCCUUGAGGAAUAUGGCACCAACUUGACAAAACUAGCAGAGGAGGGUAAGUUGGAUCCUGUUGUGGGAAGACAACCACAAAUCGAAAGAGUUACACAAAUUUUGGGCAGGCGUACUAAAAACAAUCCCUGUCUUAUUGGAGAACCCGGUGUUGGGAAAACAGCUAUUGCAGAAGGCCUUGCUCAAAGAAUUGCAAAUGGUGAUGUUCCAGAAACAAUAGAGGGGAAGAAGGUGAUAACUCUAGACAUGGGUCUUCUUGUGGCUGGAACAAAGUAUCGUGGAGAGUUUGAGGAGAGAUUAAAGAAGUUAAUGGAGGAAAUUAAACAAAGUGAUGAAAUUAUUCUAUUUAUCGAUGAAGUUCAUACACUAAUUGGAGCUGGAGCAGCAGAGGGGGCUAUUGAUGCUGCUAACAUUUUGAAGCCUGCUCUUGCUAGAGGUGAAUUGCAGUGUAUUGGUGCAACAACACUUGAUGAAUACCGGAAGCAUAUUGAGAAGGACCCUGCACUGGAGAGACGAUUCCAGCCAGUAAAGGUACCGGAGCCAACAGUUGAUGAAACAAUUCAGAUCUUAAAGGGUCUUCGUGAGCGAUAUGAGAUCCACCAUAAGCUUCGCUACACCGAUGAAGCAUUAGUUGCUGCUGCACAGUUAUCAUAUCAGUACAUAAGUGAUCGUUUUCUUCCCGAUAAAGCAAUUGAUUUGGUCGAUGAAGCCGGGUCUCGUGUUCGUCUACGUCACGCACAACUCCCAGAGGAAGCCCGAGAGCUUGAGAAAGAGCUUAGACAGAUAACCAAAGAAAAGAAUGAAGCAGUUCGUGGCCAAGAUUUUGAGAAGGCUGGGGAGUUGCGUGAUAGAGAAAUGGAUCUCAAGACACAAAUAUCAGCACUCGUGGAUAAAAACAAAGAGAUGAGCAAAGCAGAAACCGAAGCAGGGGAGGAAGGCCCAAUUGUAACAGAGGUCGACAUUCAGCACAUCGUAUCUUCCUGGACCGGCAUCCCAGUGGACAAAGUCUCAACCGACGAAUCCGAACGCCUCCUCAAAAUGGAAGAAACCCUUCACAAAAGAAUCAUCGGUCAAGAUGAAGCAGUCGUAGCCAUAAGCCGAGCCAUCCGCCGAGCCCGUGUCGGUCUAAAAAACCCCAACCGCCCCAUCGCCAGUUUCAUCUUCUCCGGGCCCACCGGUGUCGGUAAAUCCGAACUCGCUAAAGCCUUAGCCGCAUACUACUUCGGCUCAGAAGAAGCCAUGAUUCGUCUCGACAUGAGUGAGUUCAUGGAGCGCCACACCGUCUCAAAACUCAUCGGUUCACCGCCCGGUUACGUUGGCUACACCGAAGGCGGUCAGUUAACCGAAGCAGUUCGCCGCCGCCCCUACACCGUUGUCCUCUUCGAUGAAAUUGAAAAAGCGCAUCCCGAUGUCUUCAACAUGAUGCUUCAGAUCCUCGAAGAUGGACGUUUGACCGAUAGCAAAGGCCGAACAGUUGACUUUAAAAACACGCUUUUGAUCAUGACUUCAAAUGUCGGGAGUAGUGUGAUUGAAAAGGGAGGUAGAAGAAUCGGGUUCGACCUUGACUAUGAUGAAAAGGAUAGCAGUUACAACAGAAUCAAAAGUUUGGUCACCGAGGAGCUAAAACAGUAUUUCCGACCCGAGUUUUUGAACAGGUUAGAUGAAAUGAUUGUUUUCAGGCAACUAACGAAGCUCGAAGUCAAGGAAAUUGCGGAUAUAAUGUUGAAGGAAGUUUUCGAGAGGCUAAAAGUUAAGGAAAUUGAGCUUCAGGUGACCGAAAGGUUUAGAGACAGGGUGGUUGAGGAAGGAUAUAAUCCGAGUUAUGGUGCGAGACCCUUAAGGAGAGCUAUCAUGAGGCUACUGGAAGACAGCAUGGCCGAGAAGAUGUUGGCACGGGAAAUCAAGGAAGGUGAUUCGGUGAUUGUGGAUGUUGAUUCCGAUGGUAAUGUGACGGUUCUUAAUGGCGGCACCGGGGCGGCUCCACCACCGGAGGCUUUGCCGGAGGCGAUUGGAGUGUAGAGUGUAGACUCUAGACUCCCCGGAGAUAUGUUGUUUGUUUGUGUAUUGUUAUAUGGUGUGAUUAAAUAUCUCACACGAUGAAUUUGCAUAUCCGUUGGUUGGAUCAGAUGUGAUACAGUUUUAGAUUAUAUUCAGAAUUUUUAUGUUGUUUUAGUAAUAAAAAGACGUGUUAAAGGAUUUGUAUCUUGAUUUUGUUUUGGUCCUACAAAUGCUUUGUACGAUGUAUAUAUAUGGUGUAGACCUU